Messenger RNA from Acaulospora colombiana, 1527 nucleotides. NCBI's taxonomy places the organism in Eukaryota, Fungi, Glomeromycota, Glomeromycetes, Diversisporales, Acaulosporaceae. The record is from the annotation of a GenBank genome assembly.
CCCACCCUUUUGAACUUGUAUGACACACACUAUCUCGCUCUUCAACAAGCUUUGCGACCCAUCACAAAGGCAUUCAUGCUUGCUCUAUUACCUGGAUUGGAAGAGGAAAAUGGAGAAUUCUUUGACCAGUCGUUCUUCUUACAGAACCUAUGGCUUGCUAUGCUCACUACGCAAUCUGCGCGUGCACCGGCCCUCAAUUACUUGGCAAGACGAUUGCCAAAAUUAUCGGGUGACGAAGCAAUAAUAGGCGGAGACGUGGGUUUAAUGAUUCGCGCUUUCUCAGCAACCCUCGAAGAUGACAAUUUACUUGUACGCCGGGCCACCCUCGAUCUCCUCUUGCAAUCUCUUCGUCUAGAUGGACCCGUUAUGCACAAGUCGCAGAAGGAUGAUAGAGUUAUCUUGAUGGCGGCAGCCACCAGCGUUGUUCUCAGGAGAGAUUCGGCUCUCAAUCGACGGCUGUAUACAUGGCUACUAGGAACUGAGGAGAGCAGUGACGCACAAAUUGCUUAUCUUCGUAAGAAUGGGCUAGAUUUACUUUGUAUGACGCUUAAGAGAGAAAUGGAUAGCCCGACAUUGGCACCAGAUGCGAAGCCACUCAAGAUCUUCCUUUCGCUAUUGGAUAAGUGGGAGAUUGGCUCGCAGCUAACUGAUGCAUUAAUCCUCUAUACACUGGCCUUUAUCAUGAAGACACUCCAGAACAUUGAAGGGGACUCUGAGGAUAUCCACCUUGCUGCGAGUUCCCUCUAUGAAGCAGCUGAGCCAAAAGUAGUCUGGAAGCAUUUAUUCUCUGCUAUACAGGACGAAAUCUCAGGAAAAUCGGAAAUAAUGGUGUAUCAGGUAAGUUUGCUCAAGUACAGAGACCAACUCUGGCCAAUGCCCUUGCAGCCAAUCAAGCUCGUGCGAUUCCUCGUGACCACGUUCAAGAAUGAUGAAGAAAUGCAAAAAAUACACCUCCCGAUUUGCUUGUCUGGACUUUUAGAGUUUGUUGCCGUCAUGAUAUCCGAAAAUCCUUCUAUAAUUCAAAAAUCAGCCAGUUUAGAGUUUAUCCUGCUACUUCAGGACAUGUUGGUUCAUACCGCUCCUUCUGCCCUCCUUCAUCCACUUGGAGAACCGGGAUCACAGCCUCAGCGUCCUUAUGAACUAGCUACUUCAUUUUACGGUAUCACAUCUGCAUCGAACACUGGUGAUGCGAAAGUUUCAACAAACCAUACUGCACUAUCCCGGGCCACAAAGCUGCUGGAUGAUCUAUUAGACAAGACUACCACCAAACAAAAGAUCCAAUUUUCUGUUGAAUGGGAUACAAAAAAAUGGCGAGAUAGGAUGCUCGAGUGCCUGGAGCAGGUGGGUACUAGUUGUCACGAGCACUUUGCAAAGUUUCUCACCCAGGCCUCUGUAAAGAUAUCCUCUUUCGAGAUUGUAGACAACGUUGUGUCCGUCUUGAUUACUCUCAGUAAAGCAGCCGUCAUCGAACCCAAACUUAACCUUGACAAUCGGCCAGUAUUGUCAAGGAUAAUGGGCGUGGCCUGA